This is a messenger RNA of Meleagris gallopavo (turkey), 1078 nucleotides long. The record is from RefSeq and is a predicted model, not a curated record. NCBI's taxonomy places the organism in Eukaryota, Metazoa, Chordata, Aves, Galliformes, Phasianidae.
GCUCUGUGUGACAGCGGCAGGGCCCGAGGGAACUGCUGUGCCAGGGGAGAGGCAGCUGGGGGUUUGGAAUAGGCUCUUCAUACGGUAGUUGGACACCAGGACAGGCUGCGCAGGGCAGUAGUCACAACCCUGAGAGGCUGGAGUGUGGACAGACACAGGGUUUGAAUUUUAGGUGAUCAUAAAUAGAACAAGGAGUUGGAUUCGAUGACUCUUGUGCCUCCCUUCCAGCUCAGGACUUUGUCAGGAUAUAUGUAAAAUUGGCUGGAACCAAAGUCCACUUAUCAUCAAGUUUUUACUGGUAUCCAACACAAAUAAUGCUUCAGGGAAAAUGCAGUGUGCAAACGUGGCGUUGUGAAAAAUAUAAAGGAAACUUGUAAAGUAGUCCUGAUAUGAGGAGACACCUAAUUAUUUAGCACUGAUCUGAAUUAAAAGCUCACUGCUAAUAUAUUAAUAGAGAAAACUUUCUCCUUUUAACAGGUCUGCAUUUUUUAUGGUUUUAUUUCAAAAACCAUUUUCUUCUGGAAAAGUGGUAACCAAGCGUCAGUGGAUCAAAAUUUUUAAGCAUGCUGUUGUGGGAUGUAUCAUUUCACUCUUAUGGUUUUUUGGCCUAACUCUUUGUGGACCACUGAGAACACUGUUGCUGUUUGAACACAGUGAUGUGGUUGUGCUGUCACUCCUUAGUGUCUUGUUCACAAGCUCAGGUGGAGGACCAGCAAAGACAAGAGGUGCUGCAUUUUUCAUCAUCGCUGUCAUCUGCUUACUGCUUUUUGAUAAUGAUGACCUCAUGGCUAAAAUAGCAGAGCAUCCUGAGGGACAUCAUGACAGUGCUCUCACACAUGUUCUGUAUACAGUCAUUGCUUUCCUGGGUGUUGCCGAUCACAAGGGAGGAGUACUGCUUCUGGUACUGGCAUUGUGUUGUAAGGUUGGUUUUCACAUGGCUUCUCGAAAGCUUUCUGUCGAUGUAGGUGGAGCCAAACGUCUUCAAGCUUUAUCUCAUCUUGUUUCUGUACUUCUGUUGUGCCCAUGGGUCAUUGUCCUCUCUCUGACAACAGAGGUAAGAUAGGAAGCACAUUUUAGA